UAUUACUAAAGUAGUUAUGGUUAUGAAUAAAAGUCAAAUGUUACUAAUACCAAAAAUUUAUUACAUUUAUAAAUUAUCAAUUUACAAAUUUAAAUUUAAAGUUAAAUUACGUUAUACAAAAUAUUGUUGAAAACAUUCAGUAAUGCCAAAGAAGAUGGGUAAACUUGAAUGGGUCGCAUCCAGCAUCAGGACCAAGCUUCCAGCCCAUGUACAGUACAAGUGGUAUAUAGCCAACGUGGAAAGUCUUUUUCAAUAUUGUAAGAAUGAUUUCCAGUCUUUCUUUAGCAUCAGGAGUUAAAUCCAUUCUGAAUUAAUUGAACCACAAUAAAAUGUAAAACUAUUUCUGACAAUAAAAAUGAUUUUUUAAUGUUUUGUUAUAAAUGGUUGUCAAGCAACUUAUUUAUUUAUUUUCUCUUUAUUGUUUAUACAUAAAUUUAAUAAUAAUGUGACAAAAUUUUUUACAAUUUCAAGCCAAAUGGAUAUACACUUUUCCUACCAAAGAAGCUCGGAUAUUUUGAAGGGACUGCAUCCAACAUCUGGUCCAAGUCGCCAGUCCAUGAAGACUAUAAAAGGGGUGAAACCAAUAUGGAAUGUCCUCUUCAUUAUGUACAAACACUUUUUCAAUUUUAAUUUAAUAUCAAUAUUUAAACCCAUGGCGAAUACUGAGAAGUAUUGAGGCUAAAGUGGUCAAAAGUCAAUUACUCUGUUUAAUUUUGACAGACAAAAUUAUAUUUACGGAGGUGAAUGGUGGCUAAUCUGAUGAAGCAAUUGUUGAUUUUUUUUAAACCUACAAUGAUGACUACAUAUCAAUUCGAGUUGGGGCGGCUAUGAUGAACGACGACACGUUCCAAUCAAUUCUGAUGGGAGGAAGGGCCCCAGCCGCCAUUCCCAUUGUAGAUAAUUCCGCCUCGGUGUCUUCCAGAGUCGUGUUGGAGAACCAACUUCCUCCCUAUCCCGAUUAUCUGCCACCAGUCGAUGGGAAGUGGCAAACUGUACAAGGAACAAGAUACAAAUUUUUCGUGUUCUCUGCGUUUUUCGAUAACAGAAAAGGCCAACGGUCGGUGAGGGUGAUCGGUGCUACGAAAACGAGAGGACCAGAACGUGUCUGGUGCAGAAUGUGGUACAAGUACACUGAAAAUAAUACCGUCACUUACGUUCCAAGAAGCAUUCCAGCUAAAGUCAAGGUCAUCCGUGAGAAUUGGAACCUGCUAUACAGCGCCUGUUUCGUCAUGUGUCCACUGACUGCGAACCAAACAGUACCCGCCAGCGUCUCGAUCGUCUACAAGAUAAAGGACGCGCCGACGAACCUUUUAACGGUGGUGAACAACUACAACGACACCAGGGAAAGGACGAACAUGAACUUUGCCGUUUGCGUCAAACCGUUCCAUUUCGAUUACAACCGGGAGAUGCAGUUGCUGGAGUUCAUCGAGCUGAACAGGCUGAUGGGCGUGGACCACUUCACGUUCUACAACCACACGGUGGGGCCGCAGGUCGGUUGUAUCCUGCAGGACUACAUCAACAGGGGCAUCGUCACGAUGUUGCCCUGGCAGCUGGACAUGAUCACCCAGAAGGAGAUCAGAACUGAAGGUCUCUUUGCAGCAUUGAACGACUGUUUGUACAGGAGCAUGUACAAGUACUCCCACGUACUGUUGAUCGACUUGGACGAGUACAUCAUACCGAAUUACAAUGACACUUUGCCCCAAUUAAUCGAUUACUUGAACAAACGACUCAACACCCGGACCACAGGCUCAUACUCCUUCCAAAACGCGUUCUUCUAUCUGCAGUGGCAGGACGACGAAUCCAUCUACGAUUUCAAGGACUCGGUGGCCUCCAGCUUGGUCACCCUGAAGAAGACUCGAAGAAAAACAAAACUUCAUCCCCACAAGCAACGGUCGAAGUACAUUUGCAGGCCGGAACUGGUGGUGGAGGCAGGCAAUCACUUUAUCUGGGAAUUCGUUCCGGGACACGGAACGUUGAACGUGCCGUCGGACGCGGCGAUCCUUCACCAUUACAGAAUUUGCGAGUUCGGUGGUAACGAUUGUAUCAAGACGGCGUCUACAGUGGACAAGACUGCUUAUAGGUAUAAGGACCAGUUAGUGCCUGUUGUGACUGCGCGCUACAAGGAACUGUGGGGCAAGUGCAACCUGACUCCUUUGCAGGAUCCGCCCACCAAGCCCGUCGGGAUCUUCAUGAAAAUGCUCAAGGGGUCUUAGACGUAAGGGUGCUGAGGAAAUUAAUUCUGUAUAUUUGGAAUUUAUUUGCUCUAUCUGCUUUGGUUUGUUUGUUCCUAUGGCGUUUUUUUGUAAGCGAAUCACUGGUUAUUAUUUCUUACUUGGAUUUAUUGCUAGGGUAUAGAAAAAUAAUUUCAAUUAAAUUAAUUAAAUAAAACUUGUAAUUCUUUAAGUUCAAAAAAGUUAAAAAGACGGAACUUAGACACUAAAUGUAAAAAUAAAGCGAAAAGUUUUAUUUGGAAUUGCAUUUUAAUGAUGAAAAAUAUGGUAAACAGGAAACAAAUACGAAAAUAUUUCUGGAUAAUGUAACCAAUAAAAUGAGUAAUAUUUACUCCACGGAUAAUAAAAAAUUGACAUCAUGUUUAUUAAACAUAAUGUUUGAACGAGAUAAUAAAGUGAUUUGAUUACAAAGUAUUCAUUUUGAUAAAAAAAUUUUAUUACAACGUGUAUUUAAAUAUAGGAUAUUUAUUUAAAAUUUAUGAAUUUCAUCAUAGUCUGCACGAUUUUAAUUUCUAUUCAUGUAUAAACUUUUCAAUUUAUAUUCAGAUAUUUAAAUAACAAAAUAUUGGAAAUGUAGAACUCAUCAACUCAUCAAUUUAUUUUCAAUUUCUCGUUAAAUUAUUUUAAUUUGUAAAUAUUUUUAAGUGUUAAACAUCUAGUCAAGUUUGCAAGACAGUUGAUUCAGUUAAAUUUCUACCUCCUUAGGUUAAUCUAGUAGUUAAAUAAUUGUAAACCAAUUGAACUAUAUAUAAUUAAAAUUUUCACCACUAUUUGUAAUGUGAUAUAAUUUAAUGAUUUUAAUUAUAAUUAUACUAAUUACAUUUUAUAUGUUUGUAAAGGAAAAUGUUGUACAUUGUCCAUUUCUUCUUAUAUUAUUGUAUAUUAAUAAGGAAUUAAUACUUGUAAAUACGAUGACUUAAGUAAUAAUUUUAAAAAGCAAUCAAUUUAUAUUUUUAUAUUGUCAUAAGUUCUCAACAACAUGUAAAUAUUGUUAUGUCAAUAUUAUUUGUAGUUUUAUGUUUUGUUCAAUAUUGAGGUCGCGUGUAUUUUUUUUUUUUUUUUUUAAUUUUUUUUAAUAUUUUACACUUCGACUUAGGUACCAUAAAAUGUAACUUAUAUGACCGGGCAGAAAAUAUUUUAAAGUUAUUCAAGUUAAAGUCAAACUUGAGCAAUAAUCUACAAAGAAAUUGGUAUAAUUUGUAAUAAUUUAAUUCUCUUGUACAUAAAUAUAUAUAUUUUUAAGUAUACAGCACCAAAACCUGCUUUGCUCUAAUAACGAAAUAACUCUAUAAAUGUUUGUACAUAGAUUAGUUUGAUUGAUUUACAUGACCAAAAUUCAUAUUUUAUAACUCACAGUUUUUUGUGAUACUUUUAUCAAUUCAUAAUCAAAUACUUGUAUAAGAACAAUAAGUAGGAGAUGUAUUUUAUUAAAAAAAUGUAAAUAUAUUGUUAUAUGAAGUAAAUAUA
This is a messenger RNA of Aethina tumida (small hive beetle), 3698 nucleotides long. RefSeq names its product beta-1,4-galactosyltransferase galt-1. The transcript has 6 exons. The coding region runs from base 828 to 2213 and encodes 461 amino acids. The record is from RefSeq and is a predicted model, not a curated record. Lineage: Eukaryota; Metazoa; Arthropoda; Insecta; Coleoptera; Nitidulidae.